AUGCUAUCCUAUGCUCAACUCUUUGUCCAACUCGAAGUCAUAGGCUGCUUCGAGCAGGAGGCCAACAUCGAAGAGACGAAGGAACUAGUUGUCCCAACAACUCCAACUCCAAAGUGUGUGAUGCACUUCGAUUUAGGCAAAUCAUCUGUGGUGUCUGAUGAUCACCUGAUUGUUUUCCGUGGCCUCGAUGACCCUGAGCGUCUAAGUACAUACGAAUCGAAUCAGAUACGGCCGGAGGCGCAAGGUAUCUCAAUGAAUGACAAAUACCAACUUGUCGUACACGUUGAUCUGCAAGACAAAGCAUCUCGUAGAGGCAUUAUCUUGGAGGCCGUACGAGUCUACUUAUCCGCCAACGCCAGUCAAUUGGAUGAGCCAAUCAGCCAAAUAGAAUUACAGAUUACUGGUCCCAGAAGUAUGGGCACCAAACCAAUUCUGAAUGGUAGCGUGGCUGUGCAAUCGGAAGUUAAGACCAUAGAUGUCCUGGCCGAGAUAGCUGAACAUUUGCCAAUCGAAAAUGUAACCGGAGUCCGAAUGAUAUUCAAAAGAGAGAGAAGGCGGAUGAAGGAAAUUGGUGAAUCAAAGUAA
Molecule: messenger RNA, 585 nt
Organism: Protopolystoma xenopodis
Lineage: Eukaryota; Metazoa; Platyhelminthes; Monogenea; Polystomatidea; Polystomatidae
Source: the annotation of a GenBank genome assembly